UCCCAAGGCCGGUGAAUUUAUGGCCAGGUGCCAAUUGGGUUGGAAGGGGGUAUAUAUAUAGCAUUUGAAAAAUGCCCGUUCUGGCCAACACUAAUUAGUUUGCCCAAGACCCCGGGGCCAUUGCAUAAUUUAGGUAGCGAAUUCCUUGAGCCUCGCCAACCAAAACGCCCACACAUCAUAAGAGCUGGAUUUUUCCAGGAAAGAGUUGCCGCUUAGGGCUAUGGUAAUGCCUCCACAUCCACCUCCACCUUCACCCUUUGUGGAAGCUAAAAACCUGGACCAAGCCAGAUCGUUGAGAUCAUAACCGGAGGGAUCUGUGAUCCACAUUUGCAUAAUUGCAGACCAAAGUCGGCGCUGACUUACCCACUGAAACUAAAUAAUUCCCUUUGGAGUGAUUCAAUUUUCCUGAAAUGGAGCGAAAGAAGAGGAAGUUAUCCAGCCAGCGACGCUUAGACCAGGAGCUAUCCUUCCAACAACGACUCCUGGGCGGUGUCCAAAAGAGUUUCGGACCGCCUCUGGCUUAUCAAGCUAUUUUGAAUUUUGAAAAGGAACAUGGAAUGUCCAACCUGGAAACCUUCAUCAAUGUCCUGAAAUGUGUCUUUAGCACUGGUUGUCUAGCCAUGCCAAAGGCUUUUUCGUAUUCAGGUUGGUUAAUUGGCCUAAUAAGCACUUUUGCCCUGACUUUGUUUGUGCUAUAUGCCAUGCAUAUUCUACUGCAUAAUGUCAAUGCUCUGGGAAAUAGAUAUGAAAUUCCAAUGAUCAGUUAUCGAAAGACUGUAGAGUUGGCCAUCUGUAAUGGACCUCCAAGACUUAAGUUUUUGAGCAAACCUUUUGGAUAUCUUGUGGAUGUCCUACUCUGUGCCUAUCACUUUGGUGUGGACUGUGUUUAUGUCGUGUUUAUAGGAAGGAGCCUGAAGCAUCUGGGGGAUUUGUACUUAUGGCAGCUGGAUGAGAGACUUUACAUGGUUUUAAUAGCUUUGCCAUUGAUCUUAACUUUUUUAAUAAGGGAUCUUAAGAGUCUAGUGCCAUUUGCCACGACCUCCAAUAUUCUUUUGCUUGUAGGUUACUUUAUAAUUUUUAGUUACCUUUUUCGGGAUCUUCCCAGAUUUGAACAGCUUGAAGCCAUUCAGCCGUUAAAAAACUUUUCCCUCUUCUUUGGCACUGUACUUUUUGCCAUUGAAUCUGUUGGUGUGAUCCUAACACUUGGUCGCAGUAUGCGAACGCCGGAGGACUUUCUGGGUAUCUGUGGAGUCCUUAAUCGAGGUAUGUUUGUGGUAAUCAUUAUCUAUGCACUCUUUGGUUUCUUUGGUUACUGGCGUUAUGGCCAAGAAACGGAAAACUCGAUCUUGCAGAAUUUGCCUGAAAAUGAAUUUCUCCCUGAGUUGGUGUCCGGAAUGUUUGCUCUGGCCAUAUUCUUUAGCUAUGCUCUGCAGGGCUAUGUAACUGUAGAUAUUAUUUGGCAUAACUAUUUAGAACCGGAAGUAGAGGACGGUUCUCACAAGGUGGUGGAGUCCUUAGUGCGCAUCGCCUUGGUAAUUGCCUCGGUCUUGGUGGCUCUCCAGUACCCGGACUUUGGACUCUUACUGGCCUUUGUGGGAUCCUUUUGUUUAGCCCAACUGGGUCUGAUCCUGCCGGGAAUUGUGGAUAUAUGCAGUCGCUAUGACAAGGGCUAUGGAACUGGAAAGAUCUUUCUUAUCAGAUCAACGAUUUUCAUCAUUAUGGGCUUGGCUGGUGGAAUAACGGGUACCAUGAUGACACUGAGAAACCUCCGUGCUCGUUAUCCUAUUAUUUAG
This is a messenger RNA of Drosophila eugracilis, 1793 nucleotides long. RefSeq names its product proton-coupled amino acid transporter-like protein CG1139. The transcript has 8 exons. Gene Ontology annotation, cellular component: vacuolar membrane. The record is from RefSeq and is a predicted model, not a curated record. NCBI's taxonomy places the organism in Eukaryota, Metazoa, Arthropoda, Insecta, Diptera, Drosophilidae. Gene Ontology annotation, molecular function: amino acid transmembrane transporter activity. Gene Ontology annotation, biological process: amino acid transmembrane transport. Bases 411 to 1793 code for a protein of 460 amino acids.